AUGACAAAAUCAGUCUUAAUCACCGUUGGAUCAACUAAAUUUGAUAAUCUGAUAGCUCAAUUAGCUGGCAUCUCUAAAGCUCUAUCUAAACAAGGCUAUGAUAGGCUAGUCGUCCAACAUGGGAAGUCACCGCUGCCAAAAGAGUUACCGGGGAAUGUAAAAGAAGCGUUCAACUACGUGGAUAAUCUAUCUGAAUAUAUCAACCAAUCAGAUCUCGUUAUAUCUCAUGGUGGUACUGGGACGAUAAUUGAAACUUUGAGAAGUCAGAAGAAACUUAUAGCUAUCAAUAAUGACAGUUUAGCUGAAGAUCAUCAGCGUGAGUUGAUUAGAAAACUAGCUGAGCUUGGGUAUUGCAUAGAUAGCAACGUAGAAACCCUAAUUGAUACCAUUAACUCAAACAGUAUAGAUGAAUUCACUCCGGUGAGAUUUCCUGAAUUCAACGCGGAGAGAGUUAGGAGAUUUAUACAUCGUGAAGCGGGUAUACCAUUAUAG
This is a messenger RNA of Wallemia mellicola CBS 633.66, 492 nucleotides long. RefSeq lists its product as hypothetical. The transcript is spliced from 3 exons. Gene Ontology annotation, biological process: dolichol-linked oligosaccharide biosynthetic process. NCBI's taxonomy places the organism in Eukaryota, Fungi, Basidiomycota, Wallemiomycetes, Wallemiales, Wallemiaceae. Gene Ontology annotation, molecular function: hexosyltransferase activity. The record is from RefSeq and is a predicted model, not a curated record. Bases 1 to 492 code for a protein of 163 amino acids.